AUGGAAGGAGAUAGUGAACCGGUCAUGUACCCAGAUCGGCCGGCCUUUUCGAAAAUCGGGUCCUCGGAUUCUCCCCGGAGGGAAAUGUCGGCGACCCGUUUAGUUUCGGGGUCGCAACUGAUGCCGUACCAGCUGUUGCAGCAGUCGGUACCGGACCAUGUUUUGAAUAUGCCCAAGUAUGGCUCGUUGAGUGCUGCCUUGAACGCUACCAAUGCUGACCGGUCUGCCGGUGGGCAGGCAUUGACAGUGAAAGUAAUGGCGAGUAGCACCGUGAGUCUGACCAAGAAAUCUCUGGUCAGUUUCAUGUUUGUCUUCUAUAUAAUGUAUAUGAAAAUGUAG
Messenger RNA from Fraxinus pennsylvanica, 339 nucleotides. Lineage: Eukaryota; Viridiplantae; Streptophyta; Magnoliopsida; Lamiales; Oleaceae. The record is from the annotation of a GenBank genome assembly.